Molecule: messenger RNA, 1229 nt
Organism: Oreochromis aureus
Lineage: Eukaryota; Metazoa; Chordata; Actinopteri; Cichliformes; Cichlidae
Product: probable endonuclease 4
Exons: 7
Coding region: 27-995 (322 amino acids)
Biological process (GO): base-excision repair
Cellular component (GO): mitochondrion; nucleus
Molecular function (GO): phosphoric diester hydrolase activity; DNA-(apurinic or apyrimidinic site) endonuclease activity; DNA binding
Source: RefSeq, a predicted model, not a curated record
GCUGCUUUCAACUUUCUCUUCGUAGCAUGAGUCAGAGAAAAAGGGGAACGAGGAAAAGGAAAAACGAGGAUGCCUCCGCAGGAGAAAAGGAGGGCGAGGACACUGAGGAAAGAGGAGACAGGAGGAAGAACCGCGCAACAAAGAAGUACAUUGGAGCUCAUGUUGGCAUUCAAGGUGGGAUAUGGAAAGCCGUGGAGUCCUGUAUGGAGAUGGGUGGCAGCAGUUUCGCCCUGUUCCUGGGGUCCCAGCGAUCGUGGAAGAGGCCUGCAUUGGACCAUACAGCUGCAGCAAAGUUUCAGGAGCUGUGUUCCCAACAGGGGUUUGACCCAGCUCAUAUCUUGCCUCAUGGCUCCUACCUGAUGAACUGUGGAUCUCCUAAAGAGGAUGUGUUUGAAAAGAGCCAGGCCCUGCUGGUGGACGAGCUCAGCCGCUGCAACCUGCUGGGUCUCAGCCUCUAUAACUUCCACCCCGGCUCCUCCCUGGGUACCAUCACCACUGAGCAGUGUGUGGACAAGAUUGCGAGCGCCAUCAAUUAUGCUCACCAGGAAACCCCAUCAGUGGUUACAGUGUUGGAGAACAUGAGUGGCCAAGGCAGUACGGUGGGUGGCAAGUUUUGUGAGCUAAAGAGCAUCAUAGACAGAGUGAGAGACCAGACCAGGGUAGGAGUAUGUCUGGAUACCUGCCAUGCAUUUGCAGCAGGAUACGACCUCGCUGCAGAGGGAGGUGUGAAGGCCAUGCUGGAUGAGUUUGACCAAGAAGUGGGGCUCCAAUACCUCAAGGCCAUUCAUCUUAAUGACUCCAAAGGUAAACUUGGCUGUAACCUGGAUCGGCAUGAAGAUAUCGGUAAAGGUCACAUUGGAAUCUCUGCAUUUCGAGAAAUUGUCAAUGAGCCCAGACUGGACAACAUCCCUCUGAUCCUGGAGACACCCGGACGGCCUGGAUUUGAAUACACUGAGCAGAUUGACCUUCUCUAUUCCCUGUGUGAGAAAAAGUGAGAAAAGCACUACUGAUGAGUCGACACUGAUAAACUGAACUGUGCAAACGCACUGUUAGCCGUGAAGAGAAGUGUUGUUUUUGUUUUUUGUCUAGUACCAAAGUGGAGGAGUGACCUAUUGUGAUAUCUCUAAACACGGUCAUAUUAUUAGUCGUUCACCACAUGAACAGUUUCUCCAAAUUACAAACCUCAUCUUUGAAUACGAGUUUAAUAAAGGUGAUUUUGGAAGUUUUUA